Cricetulus griseus (Chinese hamster) is the source of this 577-nucleotide messenger RNA. NCBI's taxonomy places the organism in Eukaryota, Metazoa, Chordata, Mammalia, Rodentia, Cricetidae. The record is from RefSeq and is a predicted model, not a curated record.
GCCAUGAGUAUGCUCAGGCUACAGAAGAGGCUUGCCUCUAGCGUCCUCCGUUGUGGUAAAAAGAAGGUCUGGUUGGACCCCAGUGAGACCAAUGAAAUAGCCAAUGCCAACUCCCAUGGAAAAACACUUUGUCGACGGAAGGGCAGGCAUAUGAGCAUAGGGAAGCAGAAGGGCACUGCCAAUGCAAGAAUUCUCGAGAAGGUGACCUGGGUACGAAGGAUGCGGAUCCUGAGUUGACUUCUCAGGAGAUACCGGGAAUCCAAGAGGAUUGACCGCCACAUGUACCAUAGCUUGUACCUGAAGGUCAAAGGGAAUGUCUUCAAAAAUAAGCAGAUUCUCAUGGAGCACAUCCACAAGCUGAAGGCAGACAAGGCCCGCAAGAAGCUCCUGGCUGACCAGGCUGAGGCAGCAUGAAAGCGCCAUGAGGAGCACCUCCAAGCCAAGAAGGAGGAGAUCAUCAAGACUCUGUCCAAGGAGGAAGAGACCAAGAAAUAAAGCUUCCCUCAUGUCUGUACAUAGUGGGCUGCCUGUGGCCUCAGGUGGAUCAGUCAUUAAAAUAAAACAAGCCUUAAAAAAA